Molecule: messenger RNA, 405 nt
Organism: Letharia columbiana
Lineage: Eukaryota; Fungi; Ascomycota; Lecanoromycetes; Lecanorales; Parmeliaceae
Exons: 2
Coding region: 1-405 (134 amino acids)
Source: RefSeq, a predicted model, not a curated record
AUGCUAAGCGACAACAUUCCCACGUACAAUGAAUUGGCAGAACGAACUGAUCGUAUCGGUGUACAAAGACCGCUAGUAGGGGAGGAUAUUAACAAUAGUCUUCAGCGAGACACUAUCAUACGAGGCCGAAAGAAGGCCGUGCAAGCUCGCCAGGUGGUGAAAAAGACUGCGCGACGACUUACCCCGGCAGCCAGCAAUCCCGCAGCUAACAAGGUACCAACUUUGGCGAUACCUAUUCAGGUACCUAGACCACCGCCUUGGAGAGGACCAAUACCGAGGACCAAUACCAACCAUCUCGUCGCGGGAUUGAGCAAAACUGCAACCCCCCUUGCCGGCAACUCUACAAACACCUUCGAAGGGAUUCGUAGAGAGCAAGGGAGAUGGUAUGACAGACUCGGGAGAUGA